This is a messenger RNA of Symbiodinium sp. CCMP2456, 1167 nucleotides long. NCBI's taxonomy places the organism in Eukaryota, Dinophyceae, Suessiales, Symbiodiniaceae. The record is from the annotation of a GenBank genome assembly.
AUGUCCUCCGGCUUCACCGCCAGAUCUUUUCCGGCCGAGCCCUCCAAAGAGGCGAUUUCCCCUCGAACUCCAUAUCAAAACCACGCCGUUGACGAGAUUGUGCUAGAUACGAGGGAGCCUCAAUCCGUCGAAACGGUUUCACCGGGCAUGGAGAACGUGAGCUCUGCAGAUGCUGUACCGGGGAAGUCCGUACAUAUCAUUAGGCCCUUCCUCGUAACAGGCAGUAGGAUCUUAUCCAGAGGCUCGCCCAAGCAUCAGAAGCGAGGUUUCGAGGAUGACGAGAUGAGGGCGGCGGUUGCAGCCGCCCAGGAAGUGAGCAGCACUUUCGGGUCAACUCCGGCCAACCUGCCGGCGGCGCAGACUCCGAGCCACGCGCUGAACUUGCUGGCGCCGCUCAUCCGCUGGACGGGACAGCUCUUGCGGACGGGUCCCGAAGAUGACGUACCGCCGAUCCAUGUAGAUGAGGACUACAGGCAGUCCUUGAUUCAGCUGAUGAAGCUUGUCCCCUACUCGCUGCAGAAUCUUGAGUUGAUUGGAGCGGGACCGGCCGAGCUGAUACAGGCAGGCUUCUCCGCACGGCAGCUCAAAGAGGCUGGCUUUUCCUGGAGCGCCCUGCGAGGUGCUGGGCUGACACUGCGGGAGCUGCGUCAUGCAGGCUACCCGGCCGAAGACUUCCUAUCCGGCGCUGUGGACCUCGGGGAGCUGAGAUCAUUGGGCUUCAGCGCCCGAGAGCUGCGCGAGUCCUUGGGUCCAACAGCAGCUCGGGAGCUGCAUGCCGCAGGCUUCACAGCCACGCAGUUGAAGCUUGCAGACUUCGACGCCUGGCAGCUGGAGGAGGCAGGCUGCAGCAUCCCCGAAAUCCUGGAUGCCGGCUUCUGUGCCCAGCAAAUGCGCUACACUUCCCUCUCUGCCGAUGGCAUGAGGGCUGCCGGCUUUGGAGCGAAAGAACUCUGGGAGGCGGGCUACAGCCGAAGGCAGCUCGAGUUUCAGUUCACAGCGGAAGAGCUGAAUGCAGCAGGCAUCGGAGAACGAGAAGAGGAAGCAGAGCUGCGCAAAGUCGGACUGCUGGAGAACAGCAGGCCGAAAAGUCGCCCGGAGGACACCGGCCUGAGUAGUCUUAGCGCAGAGCAGGUUUCGCAAGUGGCCCUGCAGUACCCAUGGGGUUAG